Molecule: messenger RNA, 870 nt
Organism: Dipodomys spectabilis (banner-tailed kangaroo rat)
Lineage: Eukaryota; Metazoa; Chordata; Mammalia; Rodentia; Heteromyidae
Gene: Il23a
Product: interleukin 23 subunit alpha
Exons: 4
Coding region: 295-870 (191 amino acids)
Biological process (GO): immune response; positive regulation of T cell proliferation; positive regulation of T-helper 17 cell lineage commitment
Cellular component (GO): extracellular region; interleukin-23 complex
Molecular function (GO): cytokine activity
Source: RefSeq, a predicted model, not a curated record
CUAUAUACCUGGGCUGUCCACAGAGGGAGAUGAUGCUGGGAGGGGAAUCCCACCUGCUGUGAGUCACCUGAGUGUAAAGGGCGGGCCUUGAGAUGCAAGGUCCUUAAAAAGAGCUCUAGUCAGAGAGACAAAGGGAGAAAAACAACGGGAAGCGAGCUCAGAAACCCCGGACAACGGAGAGAAUCACAGCAGAGACAGAACAGAGAGGGAGGCUCAGAGCAAGUGGAAGUGGGUAGAGAUUCCACAAAGGUUGUUGCAGGUCACAGAACCAGCCAGAUUUGAGAAGCAGGCAACAUGAUGCUUGAGAACCCAGCUGUGGUGGUGCUGUUGUUGCUGCCCUGGAUUGCUCAAGGCCGGGCUGUGUCUGGGGGUGGCAACCCUGCCUGGGACCAGUGUCAGAAGCUUUCACAGAAGAUCUGCACAUUGGCCUGGAAUGCACAUUCACCAGUGGGACACAUGGAUCUUCUAAGAGAAGAGGAAGAUGAAGAGACUACAGAUGAAGUCCCCCAUAUCCAGUGUGAGGAUGGCUGUGAUCCACAAGGACUCAGGGACAACAGCCAGUUCUGCUUGCAAAGGAUCCACCAGGGUCUGGUUUUUUAUGAGAAGCUUCUGGGCUCCGAUAUUUUCACAGGGGAACCUUUUCUACUGCCUGAUGGUCCUGUAAGGCAGCUUCAUGCCUCCCUUUUAGGCCUCAGUCAACUCCUGCCGCCCGAGGGUCACCACUGGGAAAUUCAGCCGAUUCCUAUCCCCAGUUCCAGCCAGCCAUGGCAGCGCCCCCUUCUCCGCAUCAAGAUCCUUCGCAGCCUCCAGGCCUUUGUGGCAGUAGCUGCUCGUGUCUUUUCCCAUGGAGCAGCAACUCUGAGCCCCUAA